CGUGGCUUGACAUUAUCGUCGAUACGAAAUCGCGAAUUCUGAAAUAAUAAUGUUUACUUAAGAGAUCUCGUAAACACAACGUAGCUUCGCGCAUCAAGUCUACGUUCAAGUAAUCGUUUAGCUAAGUGAAAAAAGAUUCAUUAGCGUGCCCCUCUCCGAGGUCUCCGACGUAUUUGAUCGUAGAUCCUAGACGCGCGCGUCAUUUUCCAUCCGGUACACGCGACCACGUGCUAAGAGCGUGUAUGAGCCGCGACGAUAUCGCGACGGGAAGAAAAAGAAGCGAGAUUUAACGACAUCGCAAAUUUCGCGGGAGGAACGUAAACAGCGUACCUGCCUGUCAACAGAGAGUCCGAUGAUUGAUGAUUAAUGAACGGGUCGCUCAAUUGUGGCCAGGCGUCUGACGCAUGCAAAAAGACGAAACUAAUCAAACGGACGACGCGCUCAAGUAUCGCGAAUACGAAAUGGGAACGAAGAUAGUUUCUAGUCUACUCUCAGUGCUGAUGCUGAAUAUAUUGUGGACGGCGAUCGGUUACGCGGCGCCGUUAUUAAACGAGAGGGAUCUUCGAGAUGUUUCCACACCUGUAACAAAAUGCUUCCCCAAUGAACAAUGCUGGGAGUGGUUAUCGACACUGGGGACGCGCGGCGACACCGUUUUGGUAACCGACGGAGAAGACAGCGAUAUCUCGAAGUUACAGUCCCGACGGCAAAUCAUGAGCCCGGCAUCCGAGUUUGCGUUGAAGUCGUGGCCAGAUAUUACAUCGGUAACGAAGGGACAAGUAAUUCGAUCAUCCGCGUCGACCAAUAAGCAGAUACCAGUUAGGAUCACAAAGAAAGAAAUGUCCGGCUCCCGCAGCUGGGGCGCCGGCGGUAUGCCUUUCUCCGUUCUCUAUAUGAACCCGCAUCAUUCACGACCGAAUACAGCCACGGCAAAGUCAACUACUCAACGAACGGAACCUACUGCGACGGUCAGAAGCUCUAGUUCACCACCAAUUGAACGUCCUAAUCAACGAAAACGUCAACCUACUGUACAACCAAGAAGACAGUUUCUGACUAUACCGCAGCUCUUUAUAUCGUAUGGCUGGGAUGCUUAUGGAAAAUAAUAACGGAAAACCUUGAUAUAUCCUCGAUAUCAAAGGACUAUCGAGACGAGAACGAAAAGGGAGAUAAAGAAAUGUAUAUUGAUGUUCACAAUAUACCUGAAAAUGUGUAGGCAAGUCAUGCAUGAGGCGGUCGUAAACUUCUGUCGUAACUAUAAUUGAUUCAUUGGCAACGUUUAAGAUUUUAUUUUCAUUUGUCUUCCUCAUCACGAAGCUUCCCUCGUGCAUUGUACAUAAAAAUACGGCGCAAUAAAAUUCUGUUUGCUACACAAAUA
Odontomachus brunneus is the source of this 1372-nucleotide messenger RNA. RefSeq lists its product as uncharacterized. The coding region runs from base 405 to 1100 and encodes 231 amino acids. The transcript is spliced from 5 exons. The record is from RefSeq and is a predicted model, not a curated record. Lineage: Eukaryota; Metazoa; Arthropoda; Insecta; Hymenoptera; Formicidae.